CGCCGUGUAAAUAAAUAAACCAUACUUUAAGCUAAAUAACCGCUAGGCUGUCACUUUCUCGUCGCUGGCUUCAGUACAUGGUCUCUUACUUCACAGUUUUGACAGCGGAGCUGAAUACACCGCAGACAUGUCUUCAGCACAAUCAUUUUCAGGUAAAGAGCCAAACCAACACAAACGUGUGUCUGUUAAAUCUAAUCCUGGAUUCCUUGAGAGAUUAAGUGAUACCGCAGGAGGAACAGUUCUUGGUGUUGGACUCUUUUUCCUUUCAAUUUAUGUUCUCUUCACCAACGAGGGACGAGCGCUGCAAACAGCAUAUUCUCUGGAUGAAGGUCUUUCUCAGGUUGUGCCAUUGGGGCCUUACAUUAGCCUUGAGCCGCAGAACAACAACCGUUUAGUUCACCUGUCUGCUCAGCUGCACACUGCACAGCCCCUGUAUGAUCCCAACUACAGAGUGGUGGUGCAGGCUGUGAAGCUGAAGAGGCAGGUGGAGAUGUAUCAGUGGGUGGAGUACCAGGAGAGCAAGGACUACCAGGAGAACGGUGAAACCAAAACUGAGACCACAUACACCUACAACACUGAGUGGAAAUUGGAGUUGGUCAACAGCCGUAACUUUGAUAAGGAAAUUGGUCACCAGAACCCAAGUGCCAUGGCAGUUGAGAGUGUGACAGUCGUGGCUCCUGAAGUCCAAGUGGGACCGUUCAUUCUGUCUAAAGGCCUCGUGGAGCAGAUCAAUAACUUCCAGACUCUGAGUUUGAAGGAAUUUUCUACCUUAGUCUUGGACCAUUUUCUCACCGUUGACGAUGAUUAUUUCUAUCACACUCAAAACCCUCGGAGGCCGGAGGUCGGGGAUGUGCGUGUAAGAUUCUCCUAUGCUGGACUGAGCGGUGAGGAGUCUCGACUUGGCCCGGCUCAGACUGUCAGUAUUGUUGCCAUGCAGAGAGGAGAACAACUGAUGCCUUAUAAGACAAAGUCUGGAGACACUCUGGAGAUCCUGUACCUGGAGGAACUCUCUGCAGAGGAUGUUUUUGCACGAGAACACCAGCACAACAGUAUGAAGACAUGGGGGCUCCGAGCUGCAGGAUGGGCUCUCAUGUUCCUCAGUAUUCAGCUGACCAUGCGCAUCAUCUACACACUGGUGGACUGGGUUCCUAUUCUCAGGGAGCUGGUGUCCGUGGGGCUGAAGAUCUUCGCCUUGUGUGUCUCCUGCUCCCUUUCGCUCCUCACCAUCGCGUCAGGUUGGCUGUUUUAUCGACCACUAGUGGCGGCGGCUCUGGGAGCAAUAGCUCUGGUUCCGGUGCUUCUCGUCCGCUCAGGUCUUCCGGUCAAGAAGAACGAAUGACUAUUGAAGUGAUGUUCACACUCAUCAUCCAUCAAAUGUGUGCCACACUGUUACAGCAGCAGCAACAAUUGUACAGGGUUUUGUUUCCCGGGUUCUUGGCACUUCUCACCUCAACCAGAGUGCUGAUGUUGUCCAGUCGGACACAGGAAGUAGUGAGUAACAUAAAAUGUUCUCAGUGUGAUUGUUUUUUCUGUAAAUAAAACCAAAGAUAUGUUGCUUUCCCCCAAAGAAACACUGUCAGUUUAAUAGGUACACUUAAAUCAAUCAAACAAAUGUAGGUCUUAUCAAAAAUAAGCCCAAUUGAAAACAAGCUACUAGUUGUGGUAUUUAAUGUCCACCUGGUGUUCUUCAGUGUGGGGAUCCAGAAAGUCUUUGGAGGGUUGAAAAGCCUUAUGUGGGGAUUGUUUUGCAGUUGAAAAACCAAUGACUUAAGUUAAGAUCAAUUUUGUGAAUUAUUUUCAUUUGGAAAAUGUAUGAACGUCACUGUAUAAAACCAAACGGACCGAUCUGUCAAAGUGGGGAUUUGUUGAUCUUUAUGUUACUCUAUAUAUUUUUAUACAGUUGAUGUUAAAUAAAGUGCUCCAAGUCUGAGAUGAUAAA
Solea senegalensis (Senegalese sole) is the source of this 1939-nucleotide messenger RNA. Its product is annotated as transmembrane protein 43. NCBI's taxonomy places the organism in Eukaryota, Metazoa, Chordata, Actinopteri, Pleuronectiformes, Soleidae. The record is from RefSeq and is a predicted model, not a curated record. The coding region runs from base 128 to 1339 and encodes 403 amino acids. Gene Ontology annotation, biological process: nuclear membrane organization. The transcript is spliced from 12 exons. Gene Ontology annotation, cellular component: nuclear inner membrane.